AUGAGGUGGCGCUGGGGGCUGCUGGUGGUGCUCGCGGCUGCCGUCGCUGGCAAGGGCAAGAAGCACAAGCAUCAUAAGCCUGGUCGCGCCGUACUAGACCGACUUAGCAGCACCACAUUAACUGAGGUGUCAGCGGAGAGCUCAGGCGGCGCAGAUGUCGCAAGCAGAGGCGGGCUGCUGCCGGCACCGCUCGACGCCGCAGCGUACUCUGUAGUCGCCGCUAAUGCCACCUGCGGGGACAACGGACCCGAGGACUACUGCCGGGACACACCGGGAAAACGAGGCUUGGUGUGCGACGUCUGCGAGGGUGUGGAUGGGUCAUCAGCGCGACGGCAUCCGGCGGCGCUCGCGUUAGACGGAGACCCCACCACAUGGUGGCAGAGCCCCACGCACGCUGGCGGUCAGGAGUUCAGCCAUGUCGAGCUCGUUGCCACAUUGCCUGCUAAAAUGGAGCUCUUACACGUCAUUGUAAAGUCCGGACCAUCGCCGAGACCGUUAGCCUGGUCUUUAGAGAUUUCACCAUCAGAAGAGGGCGACGAAUGGCACAUGGUGCGGGCGUUUGGAGACCGGGAGCACUGCAAGAGACUGUGGGAUUUGAGACCAGAGCGAAGGAGAAGAAAGGCCAGAGGGGUUAAGAGGAUGAGCAGGUCGGAGAAACCAACAUGCUCUACGCAGUUCGCCAGUCCAAGACCACUGGAAAACGGAGAAAUGCACGUGGGCAUAGGCGAGGGCGUGGCGGCACGACGCGUGCGCCUAUCGCUUCGAGCCGCGCACGCCGGGCCCGCGCGCCAGCAGUACUACACGGUGCGCGAGCUCACCCUGGCCGCGCGUUGCCUCUGCCACGGACACGCCGACCACUGCAAUGUCGAUACUGAGGGUGCGCAGUGCGUGUGCUCACACGGUGCGUGCGGCGUACACUGCGAACGGUGCUGCGCGGGCGGUGCGUGGCGGCCUAGCGUGUCGUGCGACAUGCUCGUCGAGCCCGCAGCCACUGACUGCUCGUGCGGCCAGCGCGGCAACUGUUCCUACGAUGAUACCGGAGCUAUACUCUGCGUUAAUUGCACGGACAACCGCGCUGGGCCGCUGUGUGACCGCUGCUUGGAGGGCUACUACAGCGCGUUGCCCGACGGGCCCUGCGUGCCCUGCGAGUGCGACCCGGAGGGCUCCGACGGGUCUUGCAAGUGGGACAAAAAGCAGCACCAUGCGGUGUGCAAGUGUCGUCUGGGGUACAGGGGCGCACAGUGCGACUCCUGCGUAGAUCCCGAGGCCACCUUUCCCGGUUGUGUGACGGAGGUGACCACGCCCGCCUGCAAGUGCGACCCCAGGGGCAUCGUCGACUCCACUCGGAUCUGUGACGAAGUUUGCAACUGCAAAGCGAACGUGAUAGGUGAGAGGUGCGACACGUGUGCGCCGGGGCACUAUGGGCUGAGCGCGGCGCUGUCGGCCGGCUGCCGUCCCUGCUACUGCUCGCACGUCGCCGACACCUGCGGUGCCGACAGGGAACCUGGCCGGGACAUGGUGCUGCCCCUGGGAGACGCUUGGCUCAUCAGUGACCUGGAUGCUAAAGAAACAUACGAACCCUCAGUCGACGAACAGGGGAAGCCAUUUCUUAUUACUUAUGAAAUAGAAGGUUGGGAGAAUUACUAUUGGCUGACGAAUACGUUCAACGGCGAGCAACUUUCAACUUAUGGCGGAGAUAUCAGGGCUACUAUAUUCUGGGGCGUGGCGCGCGGAGACACCGGGGGAAGCCCUACAACGGGCCCCGAUGUCAUACUUGUCUCUGCAGAUGGCACUAGACUAACGUACAGCAACAGCAGCCACGAGGAGCCGGGCCGGCUGGACCUUGCAGCGGCGCUGACGGAGGGUAGCUGGCGCUCGGAGUUGGGCGACACGGCCGAGCGCGCCGACCUCCUCGAUGUGCUCAGCGACGUGCAUGCUCUUAUGAUCCGAGCACACUUCCACAACGACCAGGACGAGAUCCGUCUGGAGGGUGUAGAAGUGCGUGGUGCGGCGAGUGGGGUGCGCGAGCGAUGUGCGUGCCCGCCGGGCUACGCCGGCGCUCACUGCGAACUCUGCACGUGGACGCACGCACGACUCCGGCGCGCACCCGGUUCCCGCCCCGCCUUCGAGUGCGUGCCCUGCCCGUGCAACGGACACGCCGGGUGUCGCACUGUGGAUGGACCUUGCGGACAGUGCCAGCAUAACACUACAGGACUGCAUUGUGAGCGAUGUUUGCCUGGACACUACGGCAACCCUGUUCAGGGCGCGUGCAAACCGUGCGCGUGUCCGCUGUACCUGCCCUCCAACAACUUCAGCCCCAACUGCGCACUGGCGUCCGCCGAAGGCGACGACUUUGUAUGCACGCAAUGCCCUGAUGGAUAUACUGGAGACCAUUGUGAACUUUGCGACGUGGGAUACUGGGGCUCGCCGACGACGCCGGGCGGGACGUGCCGCGCGUGCGAGUGCGGUGGAGCGCCGUGCCGCGCUGACACCGGUCGCUGCCUCGUAUGCCCGCCGCACACGGAGGGCGCGCGCUGCGAUCAGUGUCAGGAAGGCUACUGGUUUGGCGGUGAAGGAGAGCAGUGCGUACCGUGCGCGUGCGGGCGCGGCGCACUAUCAGCCGCGUGCGAUGUGCGUACCGGCCGCUGCGCAUGCGCGCCUGGUUGGACGGGACGUGCCUGCGAUGAGUGCGCCCAUAUGCACGGCGAUAUUGUGGCGGGUUGCCCGGCGUGCCGCUGUGGACUGGCAGCGCUGUCGGCGGCUUGCGAGCCUCACUCCGGGGAGUGCGCGUGCGCGGCAGGCGCCGCACCACCACACUGUGACACCUGCCUGCCCGCGCACUACGCGCUCAGCGAGACCGGCUGCCUCGGUUGCAACUGUUCCUUACUGGGUGCGGAGGGCAACGCGUGCGACAUCCGCACCGGCCAGUGCCGCUGUCGGCCGCACGUCACAGGCCGCGCGUGUGACACCUGCGAGGAAGGGUACUGGGGUUUGGAGGUGGGCGGGUGCCGGCGCUGCGCAUGCGGCGCGGGUGCGGCGGCCUGCGACCCCGCCACGGGCGCCUGCGCUUGCGCGCGGGGAGCAGGCGGCGCGCGCUGUGACCACUGCCUGCCCGGAUACUACGGCUUCGGACCCGCGGGAUGCUUGCCGUGUCCGACGUGUUCUGCGGGUAAAGUGUGCUCGAGCGCGAGCGGGCGCUGUGUGUGCCCGGCGCGCACCCGCGGGCCUGCCUGCGCGCAAUGCGCGCGUGGCUAUUGGGGCCGUGCACACGGAUGCCCUCCCUGCGCUUGUGGACCCGGCUCCCUCUCAUCGAGCUGCGACCCGGUGUCGGGCCAGUGCGAGUGCCGGGCGGGCUGGAGCGGGCGGUCGUGUGACCGAUGCGCGGCGGGCCACUUCGGGCCGCGCUGCAAGUCCUGCGCAUGCGCGGUGGCCGGCACGCGCGGCUGUAAGGACGGUAUCUGCCCUUGCGAUGAUCACGGACGUUGCCUUUGUAAGGAGAACGUGGUUGGCGAUAAGUGCGAUAGAUGCUUAGAGGGUACAUUCGGCCUGGCGGAAGAGAACCCGUCCGGCUGCACCGCCUGCUUCUGCUUCGGGCGCAGCGCGCAGUGCACGCAGGCGGCCGUCACUCGCGCCGCUCUGCACGCACCCGCCCCUCUCCACCUCACGCUCGUGCCCGCCGAGACACGUGCUUCUAUAGACCAGGAGUCGCUGUUAGCGGUGCACACGCGGUUUCCCGACGCCACUAUAGCGGUGCCCCGGACGCCGGUGCCGGUGUACGUGGAGCUGGGACCGCUGUUUUUAGGCGACCGCGUUAUGUCGUAUGGUGGUGCGCUGCGGUUCACCGUCGAGGAGGAGGGCGGGGAGCAGCUCUCAACAGAACUCUUGGACAGGUUCCCGCUCGUUAGGCUUUAUGGACGCAAUCUCGUCUUGGAUUAUUAUGAACGCGUGCCGGCAGUGAACGGCACGCACGCGGUGUGGCUGCACGAGUCGCUGUGGCGCGUGCGCGGGCAGGGCGCGGCGUCGCGCGGCGCGCUCAUGCUGGUGCUGCAGCGCCUAACGCGUGUGCAACUACGCGUCUCCACGCGCGCGCCAACAAACACUGACCCCGUUCAUGUACUGGUACUGAAGGUGUCCUUGGAGACGGCGGUGCCGGGGUUGAGCCGAGGAGCACCGGCUCUGGGCGUGGAGCGUUGUGCGUGCCCGCGACCGUACGCCGACGCGUCCUGCCAGCGCCCCGCCGCAGGUUUCUGGCUGCCGCCCGCAGACGCAAGCACCGCCAACGUCGCCGGCACCAUCGUCAUCAACGUCGACGCCGUCGCUCAGCCCUGCGACUGCAACGGGCGCUCCGCCACCUGCCACCCCGAUACUGGACAUUGCUUGAAUUGCACGGAGGGCACGGAGGGGCCACGGUGCGAGCGCUGCGCAGCAGGCUACUACGGCGCGCCGGACGCCGCGGGUGGCUGCCAACCCUGCGCCUGCCCCACCGUCGCCAGGAACUUCGCCAGCGCCUGCGCUCUCAUCGGCGGUGCGCUCAGGUGUCGCUGCAUGCCUGGAUACACGGGAGCGCGGUGCGAGAUUUGUGCGGCAGGAUACAGACGGGCCGUGGGAGGCAAAUGCACGGCGUGCGGCUGCGACGUGCGCGGCGCGCUAGCGGCCCGCUGCGACGCGCGCGCUCAGUGCCGCUGCCGCCCGCAAGUGCUCGGCGACCGCUGCGACCGCUGCGAGCUCCCCAGACACUAUCUCGACGAGGACGGAUGCAAACCUUGCGAUAACUGCACACAGACCCUGCUGGAUGACAUGUCCCAGCUGGCGGGCUCGCUGACCGCACGCGUCGAUCUCAACGAGCUGAGCAGGAUUCCGCAGCCUUUCCCCGCCCUCCGGGAGUUCGCUCUCGACGCCACCUCGCUACGUAAUUCUCUCUACGACGUCAAGAGAGACAUAGAACAUUCGAGAAACUUCGAAAAUUGGAUCAGUGAAAUGGAGAGGAUGGAACACGACGCUUUCAGAACAAUCAAUAAGGUGAAAUUCGAAGCGGGUAAAAGAGAAAAGGAAGCGCAAUACAUCAGCUUGGAGAGCAUGAGCUGGCUGGAAGAGGUGCUGAAGCAGAGGCGGAUGCUGGCGGAGCAGGUCGCCGCGCUAGACGAGUUCGCCCGGGGGGAGAAACAUUUGAGCGCUCAUAGAGCUAUCAAAGAAGCGAGACAUCUGUUAAAGAAUAUAAGAGAAAUAACACUUUCCGAUUACAUGACUGGAGCUAGUGACGUUUCCGAUUCGGUUAAUCUGCAAUCAACGUCGGUACACGAGUACGAGUACCGGAUAGAGGACAUGUGGCGGCGCGUGCGGCGGUUGCGGGCAGCGCUGGAGCAGUGGGAGCGGCGCGCGGAGGAGCUGCCGCGGCUGGCCAACGUCGUCUUCUCCGCGGGGGAUGCCGUCGCCGAGCUGAGAAAGCGGGUCACGCCAAAACUCGCUCACAUUAGGGAUGUGGGCUUGCGGUGUCGUCUCGUAUUAGAAGACAUAUCCAACCUCUCGACGGACAACAUGACCGAUGAUGCGAGGUCGUUGCUGCUGCAAACCCACAACCUGGCCGUGGGGUUCCCCGGCCUGCUUCGACAGCUGUCGACCCUUACUGCGGCCGCAGAGGAGAAGGAGGGCAUCCUCUACAGCCUUACGCCCGCCUAUAAGGAAAAGUAUCUGCAGCCGGUCGAAAAACAUGCCGCCGAAUUGAAGAGGAAAGCUAAAGAGUACAAAAAUUUAUUCGCAGGCACGCGCGCGCUGGCGGCAGGCGGCGUGCGGGCGGCGCGCGCCUGGGCCGAGGUGGCGGACGCACUGCAGGCGGCCGCCGCAGCUGCCAAUGCCGCCACAGGCGCCGCCGACACCGCCGGCAAGCUGGCGCGCGGACCCAACCCUCUCGUUGACACCGCGCAGAACCAGUUGCGGGCCUCGGAGCUCUUGAAGGCCAAGGGAGCCGCCGUUCUGGCCAGAGCCGAUGAGUUACGCAAGCAGCUGGAGGGCGCGCAACGGGGAGUGGACGUGGUCAGCGUGGAGCUGCGCGCGCUCGGAUGGAAGGAGCGCGCGCUCGCCGGCGGACAGACUGACAGCAACGCAGUGCGCGAGGAGCUGUCACGUGCGGGCGUGCAGGCGGACCGCGUGUUUGUUCGAGCGCGCGCGCUGUACGACGAGGCGGCGGAGCUGCGGCGGCGUGCGCGCUACCAGCUCCGGCGGCGACUGGCAGACCUGCAGCGGCUCGGCGACACCGCGCUCGGCGCCGCGCAGGAACACGUAUCGCAGAUCAGCGGCAACACGGUGCGCGGCGCCGAGGUGGCGGAGGCGCUGAGCGCGGCGGCGGAGGCACGCGCUCGCGAACACGCGGCCGCCGCGCACACGCUCGACCCCGCGUUCGCUACGUUGCGACACAACAUCGCCCGCGCCAAAGACGCCGCCGCUUCCAUCUCUGUAUCGGUGACGUCGCCGGGCGCGGGGACGGGAGCGGGCGCGGGGUGUGCGCGCGCGUUCUCAGUGUCGGGCGGCGGCGGCGUAACGCGGCUGGCACUCGCCGUCUCCUUCGACCGCGUCGUCAGAAACGGCACGCUGCUGCUGCUGCAAGACCUGGAAGGCGAGAAAUACUUGAAGAUGUACGUGCAGAAUGAGCGACUGCUGGUGUCGUGGGAUGUGGGCAUGGGCCGCGGCAUGCUGGCCCACCCCCGCCCGCUGCGACCCACGCAUGACGACGCCGAUCAUCUCUCCUAUCGCAUUGAAAUAGAAAGAGUGUGGAGCACGGUGCGGUUGAAAGUGGAGAGCACGGGCGAGCCCGGUAUAGUGAGCUCCAACAGCACGGAAAGCGUGGAGGCAAAUGAGAGAAAUGAGGCUGGCGAGUCGGGCGCGCUGGAGGCGGGCACGCUGUGGCUGGGAGAGGCGGGCGCCCCGCUGCCGGGAUGCGUGCAUGCGCUGCACGAAGACGACCGCGAGCUGGGCCUCUGGGCCUUCGCGCACCAGCCGGAAACCGCACACUGUGUCGCCUGCACUCAUAGAUGGUACAACGCGGGCGCUGCGGGUGGUGCGGGUGUUGCGGGCGGCGCGGGCUCGCCUGCGCUAACGUGGUUUGGGGGCGCGGGGUACGCGGAGCUGCGGCGUGCCGGCCUGCGCCCCGCCGACCGCAGGCACUUCAGCCUCUCCUUCACUUUCCGCACGCGCGAUGAAAACGCGCUUCUCUUCAUGGCGCUCGAUGAAGCUAAUAACCGGUCGGUGUCAGUGGAGCUGGUGUCAUGCCGCGUCACGUUCCGCGUAGCUUACCGAAGCGCGCGGCUGGAGAUCACGGCGCGCGGCCGCCACUGCGACGGCCGGCCCGCGCACGUGCAGGCCAUACGAGUCUUCGCCGCCAACAAGCUCGAGAAAGGCAGCCUGCGCGUGAACGGCGAGGAAACGCUGGGCUCCCCGUCCCCACCGGUGCAGGCGCCCGCCGACCUGCCGGAGCCUGGCGCGCGCUUCUUCGUGGGCGGAGCGCCGCCAGGUGCGGGAGUGGCCGCGUCUGCGCUACUUGGCUGCCUCGGCGCCCUCACCGUGGACCGCCAGGGCUACGACCUCAUGGAUACACCGAACCGCCGCGGACUAGAGAGGUCCUGUGCUACACGAACGCUGCGGUCGGCGAUUCUUGAUGGCGAGGGCUACAUCGAGGUUGGGGCUCCGGCGUUGCGGCGGCGCGCGGCGCUCGCGCUAUCGGUACGCACGCGCAGCCCCGCCGCGCUGCUGCUGUGGCGCGCGCCCGCCGGCCCCGCCUCACACCCCGACGACGCAGAGGACACCGACGGCGACGACAAUCACUACCUCGCCAUCGCACUUGUCGAAGGCGAAGUGUUGAUAGUGGCGGCGGCGGGGCGUGGCGAAUUGCGGCGGCGCUACAACGGUACGCGGCUUCACGACGGAGCCCGGCACACCAUCCGCCUCCAGCGGGCGCACAAACAACUAGAGGUGUGGGUGGACGAUCGUAAGCUGGACUCUGCGCCACUGGCGGGCGGCGGGCUGCCGGCUCGGCCCCGCGGCCUCUUUCUGGGCGGCGUGCCUCCCGCUCUGCGCCUGCCCAACGCGCUGCCCACGGGACUGCCCACUGCUGGACUGGCAGGGACCAUUGAGGACUUUAUUGUCGACUCACAGCUCAUAGGUUUGGAGAGCGCAGUGCAGGCGGCUGGGGCGCGACUGGGACGUGGCGCCCGGGGAGAGGCCAGGCCCGCGCGCCCUCACGACCUGCUCUCGCAGCCCGACGCCGCGCACUGCUCCAAGACAUCUUCGUACACGGUGGAGGCGGGCGCGGCCAAGUUCGGCGACGUGUCCGGCAGCUACGCCACGCUGCGGCUGCCGGCGCGCGGGGAGCGGGAGCUGCUGCUCGCGCUGCACUUCCGCACCUUCGCACCCGACGGCCUCCUGCUGCUGCUGCCUGGCUCAAAAGCGAAACCAAAGCACUACCUGGCACUGCUGGUGCGCGAGGGCAAGCUGAAGCUGAUCGUGCGCGGCCGGCGGCGCCGCGAGCUCGCCCUCGCCGCUCACGUUGCCGACGGCACCUGGCGAGCGGUGUCGGUGCGCGUGGGGCGUUCGCGGCUGGUGCUGGAGAGCGGUGGGGCUGCGGCCACGGCCCGCGCGCCGCCGCUCGCCCGCGCCGCUCGUCUCUACGUCGGCGGCCUGCCCUCGCCCGAGGCUAUGCCCCACUUACCCAAUAACAUCAUCCGAGCGGGCGGGUUCGUGGGGUGCGUGCGGCGCGUGGCGGUGAACGGGCGCGCCGAGGACCUGGUUCGAGACGCGCAGUCGCACCGCGGACUCGGACAGUGCUUCCCCAGCAUCGAGCAGGGGGCCUACUUCGCCGGUGACGCGCACGCGCUGUGGUCGCGGCGCUGGUGGCGGGAGGACAUGGACUCUGCGGAGCUACGUCUAGAGUUCCGCACGAGCGCGCCCAGCGGCCUGCUCGCCGCCGCCGCGCAAUUCGUACUCGAGAUCAAAGACGGCGCCGUGGUGUUGAGUGUGGGGUCUGCGCGCACGGAGACGCGCGGCGCGGGCGGGCGCGCGGUGUGCGACGGCGCGUGGCACACUGUGCGCGCGCACAUCUGGCACGCCGCGGCCCUGCUCGCGCUCGACGGCGGGCCCGAGCUGCGUGCGACCACCUUGCUGCCCGCGGACCUCUCCGCACCGUUGUACCUGGCCGGAUUACCAGAGGGCGCGUUAGACACGUCGGAGGGGCGCGAGAACUUCAAGGGGUGCGUGCGCGGGGUGAGCGUGGCGGGGGAGGCGCGCGACUGGCGCCACUUGGAGGCGCUGCACAACGUGCUGCUGGACUCCUGCCCCGUGCCCACGUGACGGCGCCGCGCACGCAGCGGGCUCUACACUCCUGCCUGUCCCACGUGACACAUACUUAUUGAAAAUCGUAUCUGGGAUCGAUGGACUGAUCCCUCAGAUAUAAAGAAGUUUUAUUUUAGAAAGUUCUUCGAAAUAAAAUAUUAUGAUACUGAAUAGGAAACCUACAACAGAGAUAUCGGGUUUGUAACAGAGUGCCUUAUUACUAUAAAAUUUGAAAUAAUAUCGUGCCAUAAGUUUGAAAUGAUUUGAUGAAGUUUGAAGAACUUUGAGGGAGCAUUUAUUUAAAGUAAAAUAGAAUGUUAUAAAAAUAAUAAAAGCCUCUGCGUUAUAAGUACAAAUCUAAAGAUAUUAGUGUUAUUUUUAGCAGCAAAUCUAAACGCUGAGAUAUGGUAGUUCUAAAACAAAAACUUAAAUACAAAGAAAUAAAAUUUAUUCAAUUUGUACUUACUUAUUAAUUUUUAAGUAACUGAUUGUUUUUGAAGCCAUUACUUGCCAUGGAUGCUCUUAAGAGCAACAUGCUCUAAUAGUUUAAAUGCAGAAGUCGACUAGUCCGUCAUGAAAUAAUAUAAACAAAGGAAAUAGAGCUGUAUCAGCUAGUUAUGUAGGAUCCCAGAGGCUAAGCUAGAGGCUAAUAUUGUAAAUAACUAUUAUAUAACAUUACAUAAGUGUCAGCAACACGCAAUACUCAUGUACAUAAAGUACUUAAUGUUUGAGCAACCAGUAUUCUUAAAGUUUACGAUAACUUGUAAAUAAGUUUGUGUUUAUAACAUAAGUUUAAUAUUGUAUUUGACCAAACACAGAUGAGAGUUUGAAAUGUAUUUACUUU
Messenger RNA from Papilio machaon (common yellow swallowtail), 10162 nucleotides. RefSeq names its product laminin subunit alpha-1 (gene wb). Gene Ontology annotation, biological process: axon guidance. The transcript is spliced from 53 exons. Gene Ontology annotation, cellular component: basement membrane. The coding region runs from base 1 to 9336 and encodes 3111 amino acids. NCBI's taxonomy places the organism in Eukaryota, Metazoa, Arthropoda, Insecta, Lepidoptera, Papilionidae. The record is from RefSeq and is a predicted model, not a curated record.